This is a messenger RNA of Folsomia candida, 2429 nucleotides long. RefSeq names its product cytoplasmic dynein 1 intermediate chain. Gene Ontology annotation, biological process: transport along microtubule. NCBI's taxonomy places the organism in Eukaryota, Metazoa, Arthropoda, Collembola, Entomobryomorpha, Isotomidae. The coding region runs from base 349 to 2358 and encodes 669 amino acids. Gene Ontology annotation, cellular component: cytoplasmic dynein complex. The transcript has 15 exons. Gene Ontology annotation, molecular function: dynein heavy chain binding; dynein light chain binding. The record is from RefSeq and is a predicted model, not a curated record.
GACGACAAGACGAUCUCAUAUUAAUGUUUGGCAAUUUGGCAGUUUAUCACUUGUUCUGUUCAGCGUCUGUGUUCCAAUUGUUCUAAAGUAGUAUUAUUUUACGUAAUAUUGUGCUGUCAGGUAAUAUUGAUCAAUUUGCAACAUAAAUCAAUAUCAGAUCAGAUUUGGGGUGUGCGAUAAAAAGUUGUAAUCCAAGUACACUACGCUACCUUCAUCCAGUUCAACUUAUUACUAGAUUCAAUAUUUGGGCUCAAUAUUCGAUGACAGAAGAUUGAUCGACAAAGACAGAGUAUUCUCGAUUGUGUUUUUAGUUUCGUCUUCUUAUCCAUCAUUAUAACAAAACUGAAAAUGUUACCAUCUUCAAAAAAUUGGAAAGCGGAGAAAGAGAGGAAGCAGGCACGAAUUAAUGCUAUGCGCGCAGAGCGAGAAGAACGCGUAAAAACUCGUGCCCAACAAAUAUCCAAAAAGGAUCCUGGUGCUGGUGGAGAUGCGGGAGCGUCGCUGUCGAUGGAUGAUGUGGAUAAAAUGCUGGGCUCUUUCAAUAUUGAUCCCGUGUCCAAAGCAAUGCACAGUUUAAACUCGAUGGUCCCGUCGCCAGACUCCAGCUUACCGCACGACGGGAAGGAUGGAUCCUUGAGGAGUGAUGAUAGUCAAAAGAAAAAAGUUAAACUCGUGGUGACCCAAGUGACCCAAACGAACAUUCCUGCCCAAGAAAAAGUUGCGUACUCUAAGGAGACGCAGACUGCGCAAAGUGGACCUGAUCAUAGGGACUCCUACUAUGAUAUGUGGCUGAAACCACGAAAAGACGAAUACAAUCUAAACCCAUCUAUUGGGAUGUUAGAAUGGGAUGACGAGUUUGCAGUAUUGGCUUUUGAUGAUGACCAUCAAGCGGACGAAGAGGACUCCUCACUCACAAUGGACCAUCGGGGGCACAAGCUUCCUCCGGGAAUAUUGCCGCACGGCUUCCCCCAAGCCGUCGACGUCCAGCCUGCCCUCACGGCCGCGGAAAAGGAGGCCAAGAAGGAGAAGGAGGAGAAAGUUGAGAAACCCAAGGACUUGAGUGACGAGGAAAAACAAGUGCUAAUCAUGUCGCAGCCCUUUCAAAGAUUUUUCGAUAAAUCGGUCCGAAUCAUGGAGCGAGCCUUGUGCGAACCACAUGCAGAUAUUUUUAUUGAUUAUUCACGAUCUGCGGAUUCAGAUGAUGCAAGUGACGAAAAGUCUGCCACGAGAUUAUCCCUCAACAGAGUAUUUUACGAUGAAAAGUGGUCUAAGAAUCGCUGCGUCACCUGUCUCGACUGGUCAGCUCAGUAUCCAGAACUUUUAGCAGCAAGUUAUUCCAACAAUGAAGAUUCGCCCCAUGAACCUGACGGCGUUUGUCUCGUGUGGAAUACAAAGUUCAACAAGACGACUCCAGAGUUUAUUUUCCAUUGUCAGUCAUCAGUUACGGCUGUGUCGUUUGCAAAAUUUCAUCCCAAUCUUGUGCUUGGUGGAACAUAUUCUGGCUCUAUUGUGCUUUGGGACAAUCGCUUAGAAAAGAGGACACCUGUCCAGCGAAGCCCAUUGACGACAAGUGCUCAUACGCAUCCUGUCUAUUGCCUUAAAGUAGUCGGUACCCAAAAUUCUCACAACGUCAUUAGUAUUUCAACGGAUGGGAAACUGUGUUCUUGGUCGUUGGACAUGUUGGCUCAACCCCAGGAAAUUUUAGAUCUUCAGCAUAAGCAGAACAAAGCGGUGGCAGCCACGUGUUUGGCAUUUCCACAAGGAAGCGUCAACAAUUUUGUGAUUGGUAGUGAAGAAGGGGCAGUUUAUACAGCUUGCCGUCACGGAACAAAAACCGGAAUUCUAGAUAGUUUUGAAGGUCAUCAUCAUGCACCAAUUACUGGAAUUCACCCUCACAAUGCUUCUGGAGCUGUAGACUUUUCUCAUUUAUACUUAACUUCUAGUUUUGAUUGGAGUGUAAAAUUAUGGAGUUUAAAGGAAACCAAACCCAUUUACUCAUUUGAAGUCGGUGGAGACUACAUUUACGACGUUGCAUGGUCCCCCAUCCAUCCCUCAGUCUUUGCCGAUGUUGACGGUGCUGGCAAGCUGAACUUGUGGAAUUUGAACAACGACACUGAACUCCCAUCUGCCACAGUGACCGUUGAUGGUCCUGCAGCCCUUAACCGAGUCUCAUGGACACAGUCUGGUCUUCAUGUCGUCGCUGCUGAUGACAUGGGCAAAAUUUCCGUGUAUGAUGUGGGCGAGCAAUUGGCCAACCCAAGACCUGAUGAAUGGACUAGAUUUUCUAAAACCCUGACCGAACUUCAGAUCAAUCAAACUGGAGAUGACUUGGAUGCUAUCACUAUGAAUUCGCGUUAAUCUUGUUUGUUUCCUUGAUUUAACUAAUUACGAAAUCCAAAUAAACUGCUAUCAAUAAUUAUAUAGUCAAA